Molecule: messenger RNA, 846 nt
Organism: Moesziomyces antarcticus
Lineage: Eukaryota; Fungi; Basidiomycota; Ustilaginomycetes; Ustilaginales; Ustilaginaceae
Product: GPN-loop GTPase 3 like protein
Exons: 2
Coding region: 1-846 (281 amino acids)
Molecular function (GO): GTPase activity
Source: RefSeq, a predicted model, not a curated record
AUGGGUCGAUACGCCGUGCUGGUGUCGGGGCCUGCGGGCUCUGGCAAGUCGACGUUCUGCUCCGCCCUGAUCGCCCACGCGCAAUCGCUGGGCCGCAACGUGCACCUCUUCAACCUGGAUCCUGCUGCGGAGCGAUUCGAGUAUCAGCCGAGCAUCGACAUCAAGGAGCUCAUCUCGCUCGAAGACGUGAUGGAAGAGAUGAACCUCGGGCCGAAUGGAGGUCUCAUCUACUGCUUCGAAUACCUGUUGGACAACCUCGACUGGCUCGACGACGAGCUCGGAGAGUUCAACGACGACUACAUCAUCAUCGACUGUCCUGGGCAGAUCGAGCUGUACACGCACUUUCCCAUCAUGUCGAGGCUGGUCAACAUCCUGUCGGUGCAGUACAACUUCCGCAUCUGCGCAACGUACCUGCUCGAGGCGCAGUUCAUGGACGACAAGACCAAGUACUUUGCCGGUGUCCUGAGCGCCAUGAGCGCGAUGAUCAAUCUCGAAGUGCCGCACAUCAACCUGCUCAGCAAGAUGGACCUCGUCGAAAAGGGCGAGAUUGGUGCCGAGGCCAAAAAGGGUCGCCGAAGAGAGAUGGAACGCUACCUCGAUCCGGAUCCGCUGCUGCUGAUGGACGAAGUGAACUCGCGAACGAAUCCCAAGUUCCACUCGUUGAAUCAGGCGCUGGUGCAGCUCAUCGACGACUUUAGCAUGGUAUCGUUCAUGCCGCUGGACAGCACGGAUGAAGAUUCGGUAGGCACGAUCCUGUCGCACAUCGACAACGCGGUGCAGUAUGGAGAAGACGAAGAGCCCAAGGAGCCCAAGGACAUGGACGAGGGCGAUUUCCAAGCUGCCUGA